AUGGAGACUACGAUCGUCCUUACCAUGUUCGCAACACUUGCUCAAGCGGGCCUCCUACCAUUCUUGCCGUCGAUCGAAGUGCGAGACAUGCUCCAAAACAGCACGGCCAAUGUUUAUGCAGGACAGAACACUACUCAAGUCGAUCCUGAAUCUAUGCGAGACUACAACACAACCGAGUAUCGUGUCUAUAUUGCAUUCCUGGUAUCCGGCAUUGUAAUGGCUGUAGCUAUCCUUCCCGUUUCGUGUAGCCCCGACAUACUGUAUUGGUACCGUAGGAAGCGAGAGGAUAAGCAAGUUCGGCAACGGAAGGCUGAUGUAGAGAUGGCCACUGCAAAGAUGCGUGCUAUGGCUCAGCCGGACAUGGUUUAUUUGCGUCCUGAGCGAGCCGGAUAG
Macroventuria anomochaeta is the source of this 393-nucleotide messenger RNA. RefSeq lists its product as uncharacterized. The record is from RefSeq and is a predicted model, not a curated record. The coding region runs from base 1 to 393 and encodes 130 amino acids. The transcript has a single exon. NCBI's taxonomy places the organism in Eukaryota, Fungi, Ascomycota, Dothideomycetes, Pleosporales, Didymellaceae.